Microbotryum saponariae is the source of this 2865-nucleotide messenger RNA. NCBI's taxonomy places the organism in Eukaryota, Fungi, Basidiomycota, Microbotryomycetes, Microbotryales, Microbotryaceae. The record is from the annotation of a GenBank genome assembly.
AUGUUCCGCCUCGGUCGACGAUCGCUCACCGCUUCCCGAGCUCGUCAGGCGGUGCUCUCGCCGACCUACUUCACCCGACACUCGUUGGCGACGCUCCCGACCGCUCCGACCCAGCCACCGACCCCGUCGGCCCCGUCGACCGCCAAGUCCUCCUCGACCUCGGCUCCGUCCCCGCCUGCCCAGCCUGUACACCACACAUCACCCACAACAGCAGCAGCCGAAGUGGAGCAGUUGACUCACAGCAACGUCUUGCCCGUCGGCACUACUGGCCCCACCCACGUUCAUGUCGCUCAGCCCACCACCACCACCACCACCACCACCAGCACCUCUCAACCGAUCGAUCGAGAUGUCGCUUCCAGCGCCGUCAAUCACACCUUGAACGCCGUCAACGACAAGAAGCAGCACCUCGCCUCUCAGCUCUCCUCACAGGCAUCAGAAGCAUCCGACCGGGCCCACCACCUCGCUUCCCAAGCCAAGGAUCGAGCCCACGACGCAGCCCAAGUCGUCGCGGACAAGGCCGACCAAGUCGUCGACAAGUCCGGUCGACUCGCUUCCGCCGAAGCACUCGAGACCGCAUCCGACGAGCUCGCCCAAGCUGCAGGACAAGCCAAACGAAUCGCUUCCGAAAAGGCAGACGACGCAGCUGAGGCCGCCAAGGUCGUCGCCGACAAGGCGGGGCAGGCCGCGAACAAGACGGGUCAGGUCGUCGCUGAUACGGCGAGCAAGGUCGUCUCUUUCAUCAAGUCGACUUUGUUGUUGUUGGGCACGGGGGCGUUCUUGGUCUAUGCGUAUGAUUCAAGAGCGGGUGUUCAUAGGUAUUCCCUCCUCCGUGCUCACCAGACAAUCACAGUGAAGCUGACCAUAGCGCUGUCUGAACAUACAGAUGGGUCGUCCUGCCCGCCGUCAUGGCCUUGACCAAGAACGACCCGGAGCAAGCCCACGAGUGGGCCGUCCAGUUCCUUUCCUCUGGCUUGGCACCCGUCGAUUGUGGCGAGGAUGAUCCGGCCUUGUUGAGUACCGAGGUGGGUCCUCUGUGCUGGUCCAAAAAGAGGAAUCCGCGCCAAGACUGAUCUCUCCACCUUUCUCGACCUCCAACAGGUCUGGGGCCAAACCUUUUCUUCGCCCAUCGGUAUGGCCGCAGGGUGGGACAAGCACGCCGUCGCCAUCGACGGUCUGUUCAAUCUAGGCUUCUCGUACGUCGAAGUCGGCUCCGUUACGCCCGAGCCCCAACCGGGGAACCCGAAACCUCGCCUCUUCCGUGUCCCCGAGAUGGACGCCGUCGUCAACCGCUACGGUUUCAACUCGGAAGGACACCAAAUCGUUCAGAGCCGACUACGACAACGGCUCGAGAAAUGGGUCCAUCUGAUGAAGGCGCACUUGCCUGCGCACUUCUUGCCUACACCUCCUGCAGCGACGGACUCGAUUCAGAUCGGUGCGGAGCGCGAUGUCGUUGAAGGCUUGUUGACUUCUGAAGGAGGAAAAGAAGCCCUGGUCGCCGAUCGAUUGGGCCUACCUCGCUCUUUGAAACCCGGUCGAGUGCUCGGUAUCAAUUUGGGCAAGAACAAGACCUCGGACCCUGAUUCGAUCGAGGAUUUCGUCAAGGGCGUCACCAGUCUCGGUCCCUAUGCCGACGUGUUGGUCAUCAACGUUUCAUCCCCCAAUACACCUGGUUUGAGGGAUCUACAGAGGAAGGGGAUGAUGACUGAACUUUUGAACGGAGUCGUGCAAGCGAGGAACGACUUGAAGGGGGAGAAGAAGCCCCCUAUCUUGGUCAAGAUCGCUCCUGACGUCGACGCGAAGCAAUUGGAGGACAUUGCCGAAGCGGUCAAGAGUUCCAAAGUCGACGGUAUCAUCGUUUCCAAUACGACCAUUUCCAGACCUGACCUUUCGAAUUCCUCGGCUUCGACUGAAACGAUCUCCGUCUUGGCCGAGACGGGAGGAUUGUCCGGACCCCCGGUCAAGCCUUUGGCCUUGAAAGCGAUUUCGACUUUGUACGACUUGACGGAUGGCCAGAUCCCUCUGGUCGGGUGUGGUGGGAUUUCAUCGGGUCAAGACGCCGUUGAUUUCGCCAAGGCCGGUGCUUCGCUCGUACAAGUUUAUACGGGCGUCAUUUACCAUGGGGUCGGCCUGCCGAGGAAAAUCAAGGACGAGCUGAUGGUCAUUCUUCAGGAGGAGGGCAAGAGUUGGAGUCAAUUGGUUGGCUCUGGGAGGCGGGUCAAGAAGGAGGUGGAGGAGAAGAAGGUCGUUGAGAAGUUCGUUCCUGGAAAGUCUGAGAAGGAGGGGACGAAACCGGUGGGGGAGAAGGAUUUUGCGGAUUCGUUGAAGGAAGCGAAGGCCGAUUUGGAUGCGUUGUUGAAGGAGUUAGCGUCGUUCGGAUCGACACCGACGUCGGCGAAGGCGGAGAACAAAACUAGUCCGACGAUGGGAAAGGCGGAUGCGAUUCCGCCGAUCGAAGUGGUCGGGUCGGAAAUGGCUGAGGCCAAGAGGGAUCCGAGUGGGGUUCAAGGAUCGGCUGUACCGGCACCUGUAGCGGAAUCGUUUGCUUCCAACGCCAAAUCGACUUCUGCCCCUAAAGCAUCCACCAAACCCUCCUCCGAGUCCACAUCGACCUCAACCUCGUCCGAGGAGAAGGCACCGCAAUCCGUGAUGGCUCAGAUCUUUGCGAACAAAGCAUCGACCAUCGAUGAUUCGAAACUGGCCGUACCGGCGCAGGCUUUGUUGGAUGAAGAGGCGAUCAAGGUGCUUUUGGAUCCGAUCGGGGCGACGCAGCAGAAGAAGGGGGAUUCGAAAGAGACGGUGAAGGCGAAGGAGGAGAAGAAGGUAGACGACCGACCUGUCAGGGGGGAGGGAAAGAGGUGGGUGUGA